Molecule: messenger RNA, 826 nt
Organism: Racocetra fulgida
Lineage: Eukaryota; Fungi; Glomeromycota; Glomeromycetes; Diversisporales; Gigasporaceae
Source: the annotation of a GenBank genome assembly
CAGAACUGGCGGCCCCUUUAUUGGUAAUCUACAAAAUGCGUUCUUCAUGAAUCUUGAUUGGGAUUCUGGUCCAACAGCCUCAAGUAAAAAUGUUCCAGAAUUCAUAUUUGCAAUCUUUCAGUGCAUGUUUGCUGUUAUUACCCCAGCAUUGAUGAUUGGUGCUGCUGCUGAACGUGGUCUUGACUUUGCAGGCGGUAUUCCUGUACAUAUAUCAUCUGGCGCGGCUGGUCUUGCUUUCUGUUUUGUUCUCGGAAGGCGCAAUCAAAUUAACAGACCUCACAAUCUUAUUAAUGUAGUCAUUGGUACAGUAUUGUUAUGGUUUGGAUGGUUUGGCUUUAAUGGUGGUUCUGCCGUAGCUGCUGAUAGGCGUGCUAUUAUGGCUUGUAUUGUAACAAAUCUUGCUGCCUCAUUUAGUGGUCUUACUUGGAUGUUCAUGGAUUUUAUUAAAUUUAGAAGAUUACGUGCUGUUAGUUUUUGUAGUGGUGUUGUUUCAGGAUUAGUUGCCAUAACUCCGGCAUCCGGAUAUGUUGCUCCUUAUGCUGCUGUUGUUUUUGGUAUAGCAAGUGGGAUUCUGUGUAAUCUUGCUUCUGUAAUGAAGACGAAGCUUAACGUAUAUGAUGAUGCUAUGGAUGUCUUUGCUAUUCAUGGUAUCGGUGGAUUUAUUGGAAAUGUUCUUACUGGAAUUUUUGCUGACAAAGAUAUUGUUAACCGUAGUAGUAGUGAUUCUAUAACGAUAAAAGAUGGAGAUACGGACAUGAUUGAAAUGGGUGAAAGUGCUUACUGUUUUGCUGAAGAACAACCUCAAGCUAAUGCAAACGGAAUGAAU